Myripristis murdjan (pinecone soldierfish) is the source of this 3322-nucleotide messenger RNA. It is a transcript of the gene fbln7, whose product is annotated as fibulin 7. The transcript is spliced from 8 exons. Bases 196 to 1527 code for a protein of 443 amino acids. NCBI's taxonomy places the organism in Eukaryota, Metazoa, Chordata, Actinopteri, Holocentriformes, Holocentridae. Gene Ontology annotation, molecular function: calcium ion binding. The record is from RefSeq and is a predicted model, not a curated record.
CGGCCGCAUCACGGCAGGCACCUGAUGAGCAUCCUCUCCCUCCUGAGCCCGGCGCACGGAAAGUCACACAAGAGCGCAGUGGUUUGGGAUUGUUACUGAAACCAAGCAAAAGCCACCAAAACCUGGAGGCACAAAAAAACAAACAAACAAACUAAUAAGGAGCACUGUUAGAUUAUUAUCACUGGAUUUCCAGAUAUGGCACUGUCUCUUCUGCGCAGCUGUUUGCUUUUUCUGUGUGUGACAGCAACCCAGAGCAGCCAUGCCGGUGUUCAGAGCUGCAUGGAUAAGCACCAGGUGGUUGGGGUGCUGCGUCAAAUGGAGAAAUUUCUCAAGGGCCAAGAGAUGCGAUUCACCGAGGGCAUCCGCAUCAUGAAGUCCAAGCUGGCGGCGCUUCAGAACUCUGUCUCAAAACUGCCUCAAGCCGACCAGUCAGCUGCUCCUACCACCUGCCCCUCCCUAGAAGCCCCGACCCAUGGAAGGAAGUUUGGCUCUAAGUACGCUGUGGGGCAUGAGGUCCAUUUCACUUGUUCCCAGGGCUACCACCUUGUUGGUCCGGGAACACGGGUAUGCCAGGACAAUGGCAGCUGGAGUGGCAUCAGUGCCAUCUGCAAAGAUGUGAGUGAGUGUGCCAGUAACCCCUGCCAAAAUGGAGGUACCUGUGUGGAAGGUGUUAACCAAUACAAAUGCACCUGCCCGCAGAACUGGAGUGGCUCUCACUGCCAGCACCAAACCCAGACGGCACCACCCGAGUGGAGUGUAAUGAACGACCCCGCGUUCAGCCGGAGGCCUCGCUGUGCCAAGGUGGACCAAGCCCAGCACUGUAGCUGUGAUGCCGGCUUUCACAUGAGUGGUACCUCUGACAAAAGUAUCUGCCAGGAUGUGAAUGAGUGUGAAGUUUACCGACUGGACCAAGGAGGGAAGCUUUGUGUCCAUGAGUGUGUGAACGUCCCUGGCUCCUACCACUGCUCGUGCCCCAGCGGUUACAAGUUGCUCCCAGAUGGACGGAGCUGCGAGGAUGUGGAUGAGUGUUUAAGCCAGCAGCACAACUGUAGCCGUGGGACAACUUGUAUCAACACAGGGGGAGGCUUCCAGUGCGUCAACCCCGAAUGUCCCCGCUCUCACGGCAACAUUAGCUACGUUAAAACAUCUCCCUUUCAAUGUGAGAGAAACCCCUGCCCAAUGGACAGCCGCUCCUGCCACCUGGCUCCUAAGACCGUGUCCUUCCACUACCUGUCCCUGCCCUCCAACCUGCAGACUCCCGCCACCCUCUUCCGCAUGGCCACCGCGGCUGCACCUGGUCGCACCGGGCCCGACAGCCUGCGCUUUGGCAUAGUAGGGGGCAACUCCAGGAGCAUCUUCAUCAUGCAGCGCUCAGACAGACAGACUGGUGAGCUGAUACUGGUGCAGCAGCUGCGCGGGCCGCAGGAAAUCAGCGUCGAUGUGGACAUGUCUGAGUACUCUGACCGCACCUUUCAGGCUAAGCACGUGGCCAAGGUCCAUGUUCUGGUUUCACCUUAUAACUUCUGAGGAGAGUCUUCCAGAGGAGGGAGACAUAAGAGAGAGAAGGGUCAAAGAGGAAGGAGGAGGAGUAUAUAAUGGGCACUGAGUUUGUUGAUACUGUAACGUCAUCUCCCAUCACUAAUCCAUUCGUGUGGCCAGGCAGACACUGGCCUGUGUUUCCCCAGUGGCCAAACAUGAGAUCUGAGAAUGAUGAAAUUCAGCAAGAGUGAGGGAGCGAGGAGCCGAUCUGUAACAGUUAUAUUAAGAAUGUAACAGUCAUGAUAUGGCAAUAAAACAAAAACAGUUAUACAUAGAGUUUGAAGUCUGUUCAGUAUCAACUGUGACUGAUGAUGUGACUCUUGAAGGAACAGUUCACCCAAAAAUGAAAACUUCACCUUAUCUACUCAUGCCUGUGCCAGCUGAGAGGCAGGUGAGGUAUUUUUGUCCAUGCAACACACUGGUAGGUAGUUAGUGCAACUCUGUAAUUGUUGUCCCCAAAACAACUGAAGUCAACAGGUACAGGUUUUUAGAGUUCCAAAAAGGGCAAAAAAUGAUAAGAAAAUGACUCCAUACGACUUGUAGAGCACGUACCAAGUCUUCUGAAGCCAAACGAUCACAUCCUGAGUGUAAAAACAACUACAUUUACACCAUUAUUUAAGGCAGACUUUCAUUAUAGUCUUUGACAGCAAAACAGGUCUCAAUAACAGGUACCAAAACCUUUUGCUUGACAAGAACUUGGAAGAGUUCUCUCAUAAUGCGUGAAUUCAGACACAAACGCUCCUGUAUGUCUGUGUUCACAAUGCUGUACUAUGCAUAGACUAACAACACAUGAGCUGAAAGAGUUUGGUCUCUUUCCCACCUUUUGUGGCUUCAUUCCCUAGAGCUGAAAUUUUGAAACUGGUUAAAGUUUGUGAGAACAUGGACACGUGAAGCUAAGGCUAUUGUGAAGAUUUGUGAAAAGUAAUAUUUGUAGGGUAAAUAUAAGUCUCUUCCACCCAAGAUUCGAUCCUGUGAGUUCAGAGGAUGUGCAUCGUGCUGCACAAGUUGUAUGGACUAAUUUUGGGGUAAUUUUGCCCUUAUUUGAACUCCAAAAAGUUGCCAAGUUGCCUCCAGUUGUUUUGUAGGAGGCUGCACUAGCUGCGUCCCUGUGUUUUGUACUGACACACACCUGUGUUUCAACUUGCAAGAGGAUGAGCAGAAAAUUAAGACAAAACGUUCCUUUUUGCAUGAACUAUUCCUUUAAUGUGAGUGCUUUAUUGAGUGGGUUAUUGAAUGUACAAAUAAGAUUUGGUAGCCAAACAAAAGCAAAAUUUGUUGUAUUGUUGCUUGUAUGUUUUUUUUUUUGUUUUUUUUUUCCUGUCCUAUCAUAGUUUCUCUGUGUAGCUCAGGGGAGGGCCCUGGGGCUGAUGCACUGCCCUUGCUUUAUUAACGAGAGUCAUAAAUCUCUACAUGACAUUAGUGCUCCCGUGGCUCUAAUUUAUUGGACUUUUUUUUUCUUUCUGGAUUUUACAUUGUAAUAUAAGCAGUGUGUUUAUCUUUCAUCAUAUACUGUAUAUUUGUUUUUUUUAUCGGCUUGCUUUGUUAAAGAAACAUUUAUAAUGACAACUAAGGGAGAGAUUUUUUUUUUUUUUAACAAUAGACGCAAUAAUGUACCUUCUCCUAUUACUCAUAUUCUGUAUGUUAUUAAGACAUUGUGUAACUACACUCUCAUCAAAGAUUAUUUGGCAAGCGAGCCAAUGCACUACACAGUAUAUCUGGUAUGUUAAUUAGUCUUUACGUAACUGCUUUGUCUUAACUGAAAUAAAGUCAGUCCAACAUUUCA